CGGCGAGGCGCAGACGAGCGGCAUCACUCGAGCCCAGGUCCCAGCCGCCGCUCCACACAGCGCCCCGCGUUCAGGAAAAGGAGCAGCAGCGGAGGCGGUGGCGAGAGCAGCGGGCAGGCGCCAGAAAGGCCCCGGUCGAAAAGCCUGCGAGGGCCGCCGAACUACUCCCGGAGGAGGAGCCAGUCGGAGCCCCAGACGCAAACGCCAGCGCAGGAGCCGUGCGGAGCAGCAGUCGUCUUCAUGGCCCACUCACCGGUGGCCGUCCAAGUGCCCGGGAUGCAGAAUAAUAUAGCUGAUCCAGAAGAACUAUUCACAAAAUUAGAACGCAUCGGAAAAGGCUCAUUUGGGGAAGUCUUCAAAGGAAUUGAUAACCGUACCCAGCAAGUGGUUGCUAUUAAAAUCAUUGAUCUUGAGGAAGCUGAAGAUGAAAUAGAAGACAUUCAGCAAGAAAUUACUGUCUUGAGUCAGUGUGACAGCUCGUAUGUAACAAAAUACUAUGGAUCAUAUUUAAAGGGUUCAAAAUUAUGGAUAAUAAUGGAAUACCUGGGUGGUGGUUCAGCACUCGAUCUCCUGCGAGCUGGUCCAUUCGAUGAGUUCCAGAUCGCUACGAUGCUAAAGGAAAUUCUGAAGGGUCUGGACUAUCUGCACUCAGAAAAGAAAAUUCACCGAGACAUCAAAGCUGCCAACGUCUUGCUCUCAGAACAAGGAGAUGUUAAACUUGCUGACUUUGGAGUGGCUGGCCAGCUGACAGACACACAAAUUAAAAGAAAUACUUUUGUGGGAACUCCAUUUUGGAUGGCUCCUGAAGUUAUUCAACAGUCAGCUUAUGACUCAAAAGCUGACAUAUGGUCUUUGGGAAUUACUGCUAUUGAACUAGCCAAGGGAGAGCCACCUAACUCUGAUAUGCAUCCAAUGAGAGUCCUGUUUCUUAUUCCAAAAAACAACCCUCCAACCCUUGUUGGAGAUUUUACUAAGUCCUUUAAGGAGUUCAUUGAUGCUUGCCUGAACAAAGAUCCAUCAUUCCGUCCUACAGCUAAAGAGCUUCUGAAACACAAAUUCAUUGUUAAAAAUUCAAAGAAGACUUCUUAUCUGACCGAACUGAUCGAUCGCUUCAAGAGAUGGAAGGCAGAGGGCCAUAGCGAUGAGGAAUCCGAUUCUGAGGGCUCUGACUCGGAAUCCACCAGCAGGGAAAAUAAUACUCAUCCCGAAUGGAGCUUUACCACUGUGCGCAAGAAGCCCGACCCGAAGAAACUACAGAACGGGGCGGAGCAAGAUCUGGUGCAAACCCUGAGCUGUCUGUCUAUGAUAAUCACCCCUGCAUUUGCUGAACUUAAACAGCAGGAUGAGAAUAAUGCCAGCCGAAAUCAGGCCAUUGAAGAACUUGAGAAAAGCAUUGCUGUGGCUGAAGCCGCCUGUCCUGGAAUCACAGAUAAAAUGGUGAAGAAACUAAUCGAAAAGUUUCAAAAGUGUUCAGCAGAUGAAUCACCCUAGGCAACUUCUUAUUGGCUUCUGUUUGUUAUGGACCCAGAGAAACCCACCAAAGCUCCUUCAAGUUUAACGAUGUUUAGUUCAUGAGCUCCAUGUGCCUUUGGAUCUUUGCAACAUUGAAGAUUUCGAAGAAGCUAUUCAACUAUUUUGUGAUGGUGUUUAUCAUUUUAUAUUUUAAAGAGAUUAUUUUGUAAGGAAUAACUUUUAAUACUACAGUUUCACCUGUAUUCUAGUGGACGUUGAGAUACAGUUUUUCUUUUAGGUGUCAUUAUUUCCUAAGUUAGUAGGUUGAAUACCUUUCACAUUUUGCUCUUUAGUUAACUGUACACUCACAAAGCAUACAGGUCUUUCAGAGUCAUCCUAAAUAGUUGACGUAUAUAAAUCAUCAGGAUUUAAAACAUUUAAAAUGUUUUUGUCAGUACAAGCAUAUUAAAAUGCAUAUUGGUGGGGAGGUAGAAAUAAGUCCUACCUUCUUAAAACAGAAGUUUUUAAUAAGUUCUUGGUAAUGAAACCUGAAAAAGUAUCAACUCUUUUCCCCUAUUGGUAUGAAUUCCAGGCAGCUCAAUGAUGAUCACAUUUGAGAGCUCUGCGUCUGUAGGUAAUGUGUAGCAACUGAGGUACCUCUUGGUGUGCAGUAUUUACCUUCUCUUUUAGAUUGAAGAGACAGUUGACCCUUAUGGUUAAUGGUUACAAGUUGAAAGCAAUAGCAUUUAGCUAAGAAGGGGGUUUUGGUAAUACUGCAAAGUUUAGUUGGCCUUCAUUUUUAAAAUUGUUUGCUUAAACUGCAUAGUAUGUGCUUGAACUUAGAGAGCUUACGUAAAGCUGAUUGUCAUGUGAUUAAGUACCUGAUCAAAGGGUAUAAAUAUGAUUUACGCCAGCAUAUAUUUUUCAUUUUAUUAAGUUGUCAUAUAUACUAUUUAUACAUUUUUUCUUCAUAAUUAUCAGUACAUAAGCAUCAUUUGUUUGUUUUUGCAAGGAUAUUUAAAUGGAUUUUCUAGUUCACAUGAAAAUAACCAGAGUACUGGAUGAUUUCCAUCCAUAGAUAAGUUGGACUGUACAGUUCAUUUUCAGUUAUAUUUAUGGUACUGUUAAGUGGGUAAUUCAUUUUUCUAUUUUAAGCCCAGUAUAUAUUUUAUACCUGCCUUAGUUCUUAACAGGGGGUGUAUAUCCGUAGUUGUAGAAUCGUUGCUAUUAACUAGUUUUGAUAGCUAGUGUUCUAUUGUUUGGGUCUGCACAAUUUGGUUUUUGCACAGUGUCAUUUAAAAAAUCUGAAUAAUUGCCAAAUAUCAGAAGAAAGGUGUUAGUAAGUACUGAAUUGUUUCUAAUCUAGUUAGCCAUUACAUUUCGCCCUUUAAAAACCAGACAUGAGAAAGUUGCUGUUCUCCAGAUAAUUCUUUUUAUUGACCUAAACCAUUAACAAUUACUUCCAAUAAUUAUAUUUCAAAAUAAUAGUUCCACUCAGUCUUUUUUUUUAAUCUGCUCAGUAACUGAAACUCAGUUACAGUUUAUAGAGGACUAGAAAUAAUUUGGCACCCCAUGAAUUCACUGAGUAUUUUUGUAAAAAAAUGAAGCCAAUACAUUUAUAAAUUGAUUAUUUGAAACUUCCCGACACAACAGCAUCACAGAUACAAUUGUACUGCUUACUCAUUGUAGUCAUUGGUCCUGUACACUGCUUAUAUGUGAAGCAUAUGCCAGUGUUUUGGGGAGUUUUAAAAAUAAACAUUUAAAUGUCAUGA
Molecule: messenger RNA, 3224 nt
Organism: Ochotona princeps (American pika)
Lineage: Eukaryota; Metazoa; Chordata; Mammalia; Lagomorpha; Ochotonidae
Gene: STK26
Product: serine/threonine kinase 26
Exons: 12
Coding region: 241-1491 (416 amino acids)
Biological process (GO): protein phosphorylation
Molecular function (GO): ATP binding; protein kinase activity
Source: RefSeq, a predicted model, not a curated record